This is a messenger RNA of Ostertagia ostertagi, 1068 nucleotides long. The record is from the annotation of a GenBank genome assembly. NCBI's taxonomy places the organism in Eukaryota, Metazoa, Nematoda, Chromadorea, Rhabditida, Trichostrongylidae.
AUGCAAAACGGCUUCCUUUCAAACGGAUGCAACAAUUCGAACGUCUAUGGCACCACCUAUUCGACUACAAAUGGCUAUGGGAACGGAUCGCUGGCUGCGAAACCGCCCUUGAAUGCGGCGAGGGCGUCGCCAAGGCUUAGCCAAGGAUGUGGAGCGAGUCCCCGAUCGUCUGUCGCCAGUUAUUCCUCACAUACCUCAGGGAUAGGAGCUAGUCCUCCAAUGGCUAGGCGCUCACCUCAGAGCAAUAAGGUCAGUGGUGGUGCGGAUCAGAACUACCCCGUUAUCGUAUCACGCGUCGCUCCAGGAAGUUCUGCAGACAAAGCACAUCCACGAUUGAACGAAGGCGAUCAGGUUCUGUUCAUCAAUGGCCGUGACGUGACACCUAUGUCCCAUGAUACAGUGGUCGAUUUCAUCAGAAGCGCCCGAACUUCGCCAAAUGGAGGGGAGCUCGUGCUCACGAUCAAGCCCAAUGUCUACCGCCUCGGUGAAGAAGUGGAUGAACCGGAAGGGGCGGCACUUCCCGAGCAGAUGCGGGUGGCUGAGAGUGUGCCACGGAGCGACAAACUAUCUCAUUCACUACGACUACUAGCUGAUGCUUUGGCCACCGGCCGAAUUGUGUCUCAGUUUGAGCAACUUUAUCGAAAGAAACCGGGUAUGACGAUGAAUGACUGCCGACUGACGUCGAAUCUCAACAAAAUAGCUGCACGAAAGCCACGAAUAUGGGUCGUUUUUGGUGAACUGCAUAGUGAUACGACGCCGAACUGUCCUUUAUCGGAGUUUUCGUCCGAGAUGAAGGUUCGUCGUGCUCGUGCAGGCAGUGUCGACCCAAUUGUCGUGCACUGCUCGGCAGGAAUCGGUCGCACCGGAGUACUGAUUCUGAUGGAGACGGCUGCAUGCCUUGUAGAAGCGAACGAGCCAGUCUAUCCACUCGACAUCGUACGGGUAAUGAGGGACCAACGGGCGAUGGCCAUUCAAACAGCGGGUCAAUACACAUUUGUUUGUGAAUCGAUCUUGCGUGCUUACAAUGACGGUAUUAUCAAGCCACUGGCCGAAUACCAGAAACGGUAA